AUGCCAAUCGACUACGACCCGCCUGUCGCCAGUGCGGAGGAGCUCGAGAUUGAAUUAGUCGGCAACGACACAUCUGCAUUGCGCAGCUGCUAUCGUCAAAAAGAGCCGGCACGGAAGUUGCCCAACAUCGCGAGCGUGCCGUAUCUGAUGGUCACGGCGGAGGCGAGUUUCCACGCCACAUACGAUCACUGCACGGUGAACUAUCUGAAGCAGACUGGUGGGGAACCGGAAUGGAUCAAGUUGGGUGAGAGAGGAAUCCAUGGCAACGGCCACUUCAUGCACUUGGAGAAGAACAGCUUAGAGAUUGCCGAGGUUUUCAACCAAUGGAUCCAAAAUAAGGAGAGUGCCUAG
Colletotrichum graminicola M1.001 is the source of this 351-nucleotide messenger RNA. RefSeq lists its product as uncharacterized. The record is from RefSeq and is a predicted model, not a curated record. The coding region runs from base 1 to 351 and encodes 116 amino acids. NCBI's taxonomy places the organism in Eukaryota, Fungi, Ascomycota, Sordariomycetes, Glomerellales, Glomerellaceae. The transcript has a single exon.